Molecule: messenger RNA, 1206 nt
Organism: Monosiga brevicollis MX1
Lineage: Eukaryota; Choanoflagellata; Craspedida; Salpingoecidae
Exons: 9
Coding region: 1-1206 (401 amino acids)
Biological process (GO): pseudouridine synthesis
Molecular function (GO): pseudouridine synthase activity; RNA binding
Source: RefSeq, a predicted model, not a curated record
AUGCAGUGCGGCUGGUCUGGUGCCCGCGUCUCAAGCCAGCUCGUGCCCUUCACUCACUCCAGCCUUGAUGCACUGCCGCCAGAGUUUCGACGCAUUCCUCCCUAUUUCUACACGUUCAAUUGCUAUGCCAAAGGCCGUUGGCACGGCCGGACCAUCCUCGAUGUCUUUACCAACGAGUUUCAAGCUGAAACUCCAGAGUAUUACAGACAUGCCAUUACCGAGGGCCUCAUCACUGUCAACUCUGAGCGCGUGCCCCUGGAUUUCAUCAUUGACAAUAACCACAUCAUUCUGAACAAAGUACAUCGCCAUGAACCGCCCGUCACGAACGAUCCCUUGUCAAUUGUGGGCGAAACUCCAGACCUGCUCGCCAUUGACAAGCCAGCUUCCAUUCCCGUGCACCCCUGCGGUCGCUAUCGCCACAACACCGUACAAGCCAUCCUCGGCCAUGAGCAUGACCGCUGGCGUGUCUACCCCUGUCAUCGCUUGGAUCGCCUCACCUCGGGCCUCCUUAUCUUUUGCAAGAAUCCAGCCAUGGCCAAGCAAUUUGAGCAGUGGAUCACCCAGCAUCAGGUUGAGAAGCAGUACAUCUGCCGUGUUCAAGGCCGUGUCGAGCAGUCAGUUUUAUUCUGCGACGCUCCGUUGAAGAUUUGUGAUCAACGGCUUGGCCUGUGCUGUGUCCACCCAGAAGGCAAGGCCAGCCUGACUCGGUUCCGGGUCAUUCGACGCGACAAGGACACGACGGUUCUGCACUGUUUUCCUAAAACGGGGCGCAUGCAUCAGAUUCGCGUGCACGUACAGUAUUUAGGCCAUCCCAUUGUCAAUGAUCCCGUCUACAAUUCAGAGCUUUGGGGUCCAGAACGUGGUCGCGGCGGAGCACUUACCAGAAGCAGCAAAAUACGAAUUUUGGCCCGGGUGUACCGAGUGUCAGGUACAAGCGUCAUGUCACUGGUCGCUGGGUCAAUCCACCCCAUUUCACCGAGGCUGCGCAUGCGUAUGCUCUCGGAGCUCGUACCGGCUCACGCCGGCCUCACGCCGUGCGAACGUUCUUGGCAGAUUGACCGUCAAGACCCGGCACCCGAGGCCAUGCGCAUUUACCUGCAUGCGUUCCGCUACCGCGGGCCAACCUUUGAUUUUCAGACUGCCAUGCCGUGGUGGAGUGGCGAAGACUGGCCCCAGCAGCUGGCCAAACGGCAGGAGACCUACUAA